This is a messenger RNA of Hibiscus syriacus, 739 nucleotides long. RefSeq names its product RING-H2 finger protein ATL67-like. The record is from RefSeq and is a predicted model, not a curated record. Gene Ontology annotation, biological process: protein ubiquitination. The transcript has 2 exons. Bases 113 to 664 code for a protein of 183 amino acids. NCBI's taxonomy places the organism in Eukaryota, Viridiplantae, Streptophyta, Magnoliopsida, Malvales, Malvaceae. Gene Ontology annotation, molecular function: transferase activity.
UGUGAAAUCACAGCCACAAUAAAUGCUGAGUAUUGAAUGCAGCACCUACCCAUUUUCUUUUCCUUCUCUCUUUCCCUUUUCUUCACCAAAUGGAUCCUUCCCUUGACCCCAAAUGUCCACUCCUUCCCCUUCUUCAAACUAUCUCACCAACUUAGGCCUCGGCUAUUCCAUUGUCAUCGCCGUCGGUUUCCUCGUCCUCCUCUCCACCGUUCUCCUCGCUUCCUACAUCUGCUUCCGCUCUUCGUCUCGCGCUUUCUCUCCGAAUCCCACCGCCAUCGCCACCGCCGCCUCCAACUCUUACGGAAUCAUACUCCCGAGAAUCGUUUUCGUCGGCGAAAACGAAGACAGCGAGAACAUCGUCGUUGGACUCGACCAGGCCGUUAUAAAUUCUUACCCAAAGUUCCAGUUCAGUAAAGAGUCGGCUUCUGCCAACUUGAACACUACGUGUUCAAUUUGCUUGUGCGAGUAUAAGGAUUCGGAGAUGCUAAGAAUGAUGCCCGAGUGUAAACAUUGUUUCCAUGUCUUUUGCAUCGAUUAUUGGUUGAAACUAAACGGAUCUUGUCCCGUUUGCCGGAACUCGCCGCUUCCGACACCACUUUCCACGCCGUUGUCGGAAGUCGUGCCUUUAUCUCAGUUCGCUGCCGAUCGGUGGAGGUCCGGGUGACUUUUGGGUGUUCUUUUCUUCAUUUUAGUUAGCAAUUCGCCUUCUUUGAAACGGGAGGAAGAAGAAGAAGAAGAA